This is a messenger RNA of Sinocyclocheilus rhinocerous, 577 nucleotides long. RefSeq names its product interferon alpha/beta receptor 1a-like. The transcript has 3 exons. Gene Ontology annotation, biological process: cytokine-mediated signaling pathway. The annotation marks the transcript as partial. The record is from RefSeq and is a predicted model, not a curated record. NCBI's taxonomy places the organism in Eukaryota, Metazoa, Chordata, Actinopteri, Cypriniformes, Cyprinidae. Gene Ontology annotation, molecular function: interferon receptor activity; protein binding. Gene Ontology annotation, cellular component: plasma membrane.
UGUGUUUGGGCUUCAGGAGCAGGCUGGGGAAGCACUGCUUGACUGACAGAUCUGUUCCUCCAACAGGGAGCGUCUCUCCCGGAAGGCCAGUCAUGAGAAGUACUGGACGUCGAUGUGUGUCGAUGUUCUGGAGCAUCGCUGUGAUUUCACUGCAGCUGAACUGCAUUACCUGGCCUUGUAUCUGCUGCGUGUGCGGGCCAACACGUCUCAGCGGUCCUCCGGCUGGGUCCAGAUCAGAUUCUGUCCAGAUAAACACGCUGCUUUAGGUCCUCCGUCCAGCGUGAGGCUGAGGUCUGUUAAAGGACAUCUAGAGGUCAUCAUCACUGACCCUGUGACCAGCUCUAACCAGUCCAUGAAAACACUGCUGGACAACAAUCUGAGAUACCUCAUCCAGUACUGGAGGCGCUCUGAGGAGCCUGAGAAGGCUAAAGUCCUGCAGACAGAGAACAAUGUGGUGAUGCUGACGGAUCUGGACAGACAGACGUGGUACUGUGUGAGAGUCCAGAGCCGCUACGACUUCUAUAACAAGAUCAGUGUCUUCAGCGACACACACUGCACACGCACUGAAGGUCAGCAG